UCCGCUCGGUAAGCCACACCGAUGGUACCCGUUGAGUAUACCGCGUACAACGUGACAGAUAUAGAUUAAGUACACCGAUCGAUUUAUCGUGGAUAUACAUUUUUGUGUUUUUGUGAAUUAUGUGAUUUCUUAUUUAAGUUGUUUUGGAAAAUUGAUGUAAUUCAUUGAUCAAGUUAUGAGAAGGAAUAAAUGUUUGUGGAAGUUCAAUUUUUUUAGAGCACGGAGAUGACGAGAAGUAUCGAUGUUAGGAGAGUGGAGGCUUCGUUGGGGUAUUAAUACGCUAUGAGAGAACGAUGACAGCUCACACGGAGAAAAAAUACGACAAUUUUUCUCUAUAAACUCAGAGAUAAAUUACCGUGCUGGAUAGUAAGCGAGACUCAGUUUUCUAACAUCGAGGAAAAUCAGGUGCCCGCAAAGUUUACACUGAGAGAUACCACAUCAACUGCCAGUUGAGAUGUGGAAACGUGUGCGUUUCCUCGUCCUGGCGGCAGUUGUGAUCGCUAGGAUUCACUUGAUCAACAGCCAAAAUCCUCGGCUCGGUGGUGGUGUAAAUAUAUUCAGUCGUUACGGUUACCUGAGCAUAAGUAUGCGAGUUGUACCGCGAAAUGACACAGAACCGUGGAUCUUUCGUGAGCCAACAGUGGACGUCUUCCAGAAUCCAUUGCCAGCACCACCAAGACUGCGUGCGAAAAGUGCAGCGGUGUUCGAAGGAGACUUUCACAUGGAGUUUUGUGACAAUGUGAGACAACUCCUGCAGGCUUACUUUCGUGAUUUCUCCUUUGAGUUAUUGGAGAGACCCUGGAGGGCAUUUACGGCGAGUUGGUCAAAGCCUGCGAUGGCCAGAAAUUUGGGCAUCAACUCGUCAUUCAUCUCUCCGGACUAUUGUUAUGUACUAGUGAGGGUAGCCAGGUUCAGGGAUGACCAGAAACUCGCGGGAGUACCUGAUAAUCUCGUUCUUGAUGAGACUGUCGCUAGGGAAAUGAAUAAUAUUACUAUUGGGGACACUGUCAGUGUUAUCACGUUUAUUAGGAACUUUGGCUCACAUUAUAUAUCGUCUUUUGUCACUGGAAAUUCACUCUAUCAGGUAUUCGUAUACACUCCUCAAGUAUACCGAAGAAUAAAAGAACGGCUGAAGACGCAUGGUGUAGCUGACCUAUCGAGUCGCGAGCUGCGUAAUUACUUUUCACCUUGGUACGCUAAACACAUGGGUGCCAUACAAUCAGCGAGUGGCAAUAAAUCAGUGGAGGCAUGGGCGAUUGAUAGUCUUCGAGUGCAGUAUUACAUAUUCACAUAUGCGAGCCUCUUGCAGCUCCAUGGUGAUGCCAGUUUACUCGGUGAACUCGACGGAUUGCUCAAUAAUGAGGCAGUGCUUCAACUCAAAUUGCGCACCUUAGCGCCACACUUCAAGGAUUCCAAGAGGCGCGAUUGGUUCCUCGAGGUCAUCGAUAAUUACUUCAAACUGUGGGAGGUCAACAUGUGAUGUGAUAGACUUUAUCACUGCGAUACGAAGGAUUUUAUCCUCGUUGUGAGUUUCACUGUCAAUCAAACGCAUUGCAGAACUUUUGAUGACUAUGAUGUGACUCUUUCGAGGUUUCUUCAUUAUUUGAGAAACUUCAGUGAUUCUGUGAACUCGAGGACUAUUACUCUGUGGUGAUCUCGCUGUCAGACUGAAUGCAAUUACUGAACUCAAGCUCAUUUCUCUUUUUUAUGAGACAAACAAACACCAAGUGCUCUCCCCCUCAUUUCUAUUAUCUACCAACGAAAAUGUAAUCUGUUAUUGUUAUAAAUAAGUAUUUAUUAUAUAAUCGUUAAUAGGAAAACAUUUUAUACAAACGUUUUAUUUGUUUUAGUAUUAUUCAUAUCACAAGCGUUACUUAUUCUUUUGAAUUGUUCGUGAGUGAAACGGUAAAAUGUCAGCAAAAUUCAAUGAAUUUCUUCACUGAGAGAAAAACUAACAAGUUCUCAAACAAGUCUUGUUAAGGCCAAUAAAAUCGUUAGUAGAAAACUACAAAAAAUAAAUAAAUGUUUGGUUCCAAUUUGAAAGUCUUA
Messenger RNA from Diachasma alloeum, 2049 nucleotides. RefSeq names its product torso-like protein (gene tsl). The record is from RefSeq and is a predicted model, not a curated record. NCBI's taxonomy places the organism in Eukaryota, Metazoa, Arthropoda, Insecta, Hymenoptera, Braconidae. The transcript is spliced from 4 exons. Bases 455 to 1480 code for a protein of 341 amino acids.